AGCUGCGGUGCACGCGCGUGUUGAACCAAAACAACAGGAGAGGCCUUCACAAAACUGCUGAAAUGGACAGAGUGAUGAUUGUUCGGACUGGUGAGCAUCCUCCUGGGCUGGAAACCAUUGGCUGAAGACUGAGUUUUAUGUGCUUACCCAGAUGCACAUCAUCAGGCAGGCUUUUCUGGGUAAAUCGUUAUAGAGAACAAAUGACCGUGUCCCCACUAGAUGGCCUUGUCCUUCUACAAACCAAAGCUGUUCACUUAAACUGAUUGGAAGGACAUGGGCCAACCUCCUGAAAUCACUAUUAAUCCUCUUAGAGACAACAAAACUCUUACUCGCCCAAUCCGCUGCGUCUUUCCAAUGUGCCCACCCUUUUCUCCUCUCUCCAUUUCCCCUCCCCACGCUUAUGAACCCACUGUGUGGAGAGAUUGUAAUCCAAGUGGAUUACACUGUAAAUUGGGUGAUGGAGGAUUGCAUGCUCUGGAAGUGAAUCUCAACUGCAGCAGUGUGCUUGCCUUUCGUCUGAUUCAUAUAUUAUAACUGGGAUUAUUUUGUGUCAGGAACCAUGGAACUUUGGAGAACACCUUUCAGAUGUGGCGCUUUGCUGAUGACAUGAUGGCGAGAAUCUUAAAAUAUUGAUAUCAUGUUUGCCUGCUUUUAACAAGAAGGAAAAAGGACUUAAUGGUAGCAUUAAGUGGAUUAUUUGGAUUAUCGGUAUCAUCCCGAAUAUGAGAAACAAUGAUUACUCAAAGCACCCCAAUGGAAGUUUCUGGAAGAUCUGAGCAUGAUUAGAAGUCUUCUGGUGUGGAACUCAAGGCCCUCCAAGAACUUUUGGAUGUGCAAAUUCAGUUGAUGAGGAGCUCGUAAGAGAUGUUUGAAACCAUUUAGGCCAACAUGAAUGGAAGUGGGUGGAAUGGAAGUUGGGUUUUAGUCGCCUUACUUAAGUAGUGGAUUCUUUGAAACGUCUUCUCAUGACUUCACCAUACAGAUGUGGCUUUUAAGCAUAGAUGUCAUCAUGUGUCACAUCAGAAGGUCUUCCUGGGUCACAUUCCUCAUGGUCUACACAGGCUGGCUGUGUAUUUUUACACACGCUCAAAUGAAGAUUCCACCUGAAACGGUUCAGAAAUGGGCCAUCACCCUUUCAGAGCAAAUCAAUGCCAUUGCAUCAAAAUAUUCAGGAGCUGCUCUAUUUCAAAAGAAACUCAAAGAUGUUGAAUCCAUCAUCAAAAUAGAGGAAAUGGAUGGAGCUCGAUUAGUGCUGGAUUUUUCUGAUGAAAUCGAGAGAAUGCUUGGCAGCAAGAUGAAGUCUGUGAAGAGGCUCGCAGACACAGCUGAGGAUGCCGACCUGUAUCAUGAGUUUAAUGCAUCUUUACAGUUUGACUACUAUAAUUCAUUAUUGGUGAAUACUAUGGAUGAAGAGGGAAAUUUCAUUGAACUUGGAGGCGAAUUUCCAUUGGAGGAGAAUGAACAUUUCAACAAGCUGUCAGUCAACACUUUAAUGAGUGACAUCCAAGUUCCAACUAAUGUGUACAACAAAGAUCCAGACAUUCUUAAUGGAGUGUACAUGUCAGAGGCCUUGAACGACAUCUUCAUCAGUAACUUCCAGAAGGAUCCCACGCUUACUUGGCAAUAUUUUGGCAGCUCAGCAGGCUUCUUCAGACUCUAUCCAGGAAUCAAAUGGACCCCUGAUGCUAAUGGCGUUGUUGCUUUUGACUGCAGAAACAGAAACUGGUAUAUCCAGGCUGCCACCUCUCCUAAGGACAUCAUCAUUGUGGUUGAUGCCAGCGGCAGCAUGAAGGGUCUGAAAAUGACCAUUGCCAAACACACCAUCAACACCAUCCUGGACACGCUCGGGGAAAAUGACUUUGUCAAUGUUAUUGCAUACACUGAUUAUGUCCGCUACGUGGAGCCCUGUUUUAAGGGAACAUUGGUGCAGGCAGACUUGGACAACCGCGAGCAUUUCAAGCUGCUUGUGGAUGAACUCCAUGUAAAGGGAGAGGCUAAAGUCAAAAAAGCCAUGAAAGAGUCUUUCCGCAUCCUCGCUGAUGCCAGAGCAAAUGGUCAGGGCAGCCUAUGUAACCAAGCAAUUAUGCUGAUCACAGACGGAGCCAUGGAAGAUUUCCAAUCAGUGUUUGAAGAGUUCAACUGGCCUGACAGGAAGGUACGGGUUUUUACUUACCUUAUUGGCAGAGAUAUGACCUUCUCAGAAAACGUCAAAUGGAUUGCCUGCAACAAUAAGGGAUAUUAUACUCACGUCUCUACACUGGCUGACGUACAGGAGAACGUCAUGGAGUAUCUUCAUGUUUUGAGUCGACCAAUGGUCAUCAACCAUGACCAUGACAUAAUCUGGACCGAGGCAUAUAUGGACACUGUUCUGUUCAAAAGCAAGGCUCACAGUCUGCUGCUCAUGACGUCAGUGGCUAUGCCAGUGUUCAGUAAGAAGAAAGAAACGCUUUCUCAUGGCAUUCUGCUGGGAGUUGUGGGAACUGACGUCCCCCUGCUGGAAGUUAUGAAACUUGCCCCUCGAUAUAAGCUUGGACCCCAUGGUUAUGCCUUCCUCAUCACAAACAAUGGAUAUAUCCUGGCACAUCCUGAUUUAAGACCACUGUACAGUGAUGGGAAGAAGUUGAAACCCAAGCCUAACUACAACAGUGUGGAUCUGUCAGAGGCAGAGUGGGAGGACACCGAUGACAGUUUGAGAACAGCCAUGGUGAAGGGAGAGACUGGAACUAUAGCUUUGGAUGUGAGAGCAGCUGUGGAUAAAGGGAAAAGGCCUUUGUUCCUCAAAAAUGAUUAUUUCUACACAACCAUCAAUGAAACUCCAUUUAGCUUUGGGAUGGUGCUUACGAGAGGUCACGGGCAGUACAUGGUCUUUGGGAAUGUUUCCGUAGAGGAGGGUCUUCAUGACCUUCAGCAGCCAGACCUCACUAUAGCAGAUGAAUGGACGUAUUGCGAGACCGAUAUUGACCCACACCACCGUAAGCUCACUCAGCUCCAGGCUGUGGUCCGAUACCUGACUGGGAAAGAGCCUGACUUGGAGUGCGACGAGAUCCUGCUACAGCAAGUUCUCUUCGAUGCUGUGGUAACAGCACCACUGGAGGCCUACUGGACAGCGCUAACGCUAACCGGCUCUGGGGUUGAUGAAGGCAUGGAGUCAGCUUUCCUUGGGACCCGCUCUGGGAUCAUGCGUGUGAUCAGAUAUGCAGGAAGUGAGAAACGUGUGGGAAAGAAGUUCUUGACCCCUGUGGACAAAGAGAACCUCUUCACUGUGGAUCACUUUCCAAUUUGGUAUCGCCUGGCAGUUGAGAACAAGCCGGGUCAAUUCUUCUUCUAUGUCCCACAUGAUGAUAUAAACAAAGGUGCGUUAAUACUGAUUAUUAAAUUUACUUUAACAUCUGUGACCGUGUCUGAAGGGAAAAGAACGGCUAUUCCUGGAGCUAUUGGAAUGCAAGCAUCCAUGGACCUGCUGGAAAGAGUGUUCUUUUCGAUUGCCAAACAAUGCAGUGAUGUGGAGGGUAUAUGUCCUCUCAGCUGUGAGAGCAUCGAUAUCAAUUGUUACCUUGUUGACAAUAAUGGCUUCAUAUUGGUCUCAAAAGACAGAGAUGAUGUUGGUAAAUUCUUCGGGGAAAUAGAUGGAUCUGUUAUGGCCCAGUUACUAAAAUCUGGCUUGUACAAAAGGGUGACUCUGUAUGACUACCAGGCCAUGUGUAAGACCGGCCAUCAUCACACUAGUGCAGCUCGACCACUGCUCAGCCCUUUCUAUGGUCUGCUGGCGUUGAUAAAGUGGUUCUUCUCACAUUUCAUGAUGUUUCUGUUGGAGUUCAACAUCUGCGGACUUUGGCAUAACGACUAUGUAGUGGACGCUAAAGCUGGGUUUCAUGCAACACACAAACAGAAGAAGGUGGACCUAAUGCAGCCUUGUAACACAGAGUAUCCCAGCUUCAUGUACGACACGUCCAUCAGAGAGACCAACAGCAUCAUCAAAUGUGGCCGCUGUCAGAAGAUGUUUGUCCUACAGCAGGUUCCUAACAGUAACCUGAUCGUGCUGGUGGUCCAGGCUGACUGCGACUGCUCCCGACAGUACGCUCCCAUCACACUCAUGCCCAAAGAAGUCAAAUAUAAUGCCACAGUUAAGUGCAACAGGAUGAAGUCUCAGAAGAUUCGCAGACGACCCGAGUCUUGUCACUCAUACCAUCCUCACGAAAAUGCCAAGGAUUGUGGUGGAGCAUGCAGUAUAGCAGUAUCUCUCACACUGUACUUCAUAUGUCUGGCUAUCUCAUUGACCCUCCGCUGAAUGAUACACACUGGACCCAAGGCACUUCAAACUGGACACUUUUGAUUAUCAACUGUGGAUCUCAAAGAUGAGGAAUUCAACCAUAAACAGGUUUACAUAGAAUUUAUUACAAUUUAAAUGGUUAGUUUGACCAAAAAUGAAAGUAAUAGCGCUUUGGAAUUGAAGACUAAUGAUGACCGAAUUGAGUGAACUAUGGGGCGGUGAUGGCGCAGUGAAUAAGACGCAUGCCUUUGGUGUGAAAGACCCAGGUUCGAAUCCACUGUGAAACACCAAUGUGUCCCUGAGCAAGACACUUUACCCCUAGUUGCUCCAGAGGUGUGCGACUUCUGGCAUAUAUGGCAAUUGUAAGCCGCUUUGGAUAAAAGCGUCAGCUAAAUGAAUAAAUGUAAAUCUAAACUAUCCCUUACACAGCAGUUCUGCCCCCUACUGGACUCACCAUGACACUGCACAGAUGAUAGUUUUCUCAGUGGGAGCGACAGCGAGAGAUAUAAUCUUAGAUUGUCUCGUGUAACUUGAUGUUAUACAUCAGUUCUACUAUUCUUUUAUAAUAUGUUUAGGAAUAUAAUGAAUGUUUUAAAGCAAAUAUAGAGCAGUCACAGCUAAACUGCUGUUUGUCUUCAUGAUGGUUGCUACUUAACGUUUUUCAUUGAGCUAUUUUAUGAAACUCUGUAAUGAAAAGCAAUUCAUACGUUCUGUAAGAUGGAUACGGUUUAAUAUUUUUUUUUAAAAACAGACUUAUGUGUGUAUUUUAGUAUCUGUAUGUUUAUUGAUACAAUACCAAUAUAGUUUUUAAAUAUGGCUUGACAAUGGUGGAAAUGUUUUACGUGAAUAGAGAAAAUAACGAAUGACGAUGGACUUGGUGUUUGUGUGAUUAAAAAGUACAGUAAGUGUGAAUAAU
Molecule: messenger RNA, 5186 nt
Organism: Pimephales promelas (fathead minnow)
Lineage: Eukaryota; Metazoa; Chordata; Actinopteri; Cypriniformes; Leuciscidae
Source: RefSeq, a predicted model, not a curated record